Didymodactylos carnosus is the source of this 4566-nucleotide messenger RNA. The record is from the annotation of a GenBank genome assembly. Lineage: Eukaryota; Metazoa; Rotifera; Eurotatoria; Philodinida; Philodinidae.
AUGAGUUACACAUCUGGUCUUCUGUCAUAUCCCUAUCCCUCCUUAUUAACAGAUGAUUUAUCUACACCGCUCGGUUUUUAUGAAUCAUCGUUACCGUAUCGAUUUUUAUCCAAUAAUAGUACUAAUGUGUCACUAAAUCAAGAUUUAUCCUAUAAGCCUAUCGGUGGUUAUCAAUCAUAUAGAACAACAAAUUAUGCAUCAUUAUCAAGUCCAUUAGCCACCUAUCGUUCGCCACAUUGGUCUGUAUUACAUAGUAAUCAAAAUUCAUUCAGUUCGCUAAACGAUUUCUCAGAGUAUUCAGAAAGUUUAGCGACAGCUUCAAAUACGGCAUCUAGUGUUGCUCGAUCCAUUAUUAAUGGUCCUUCACUGUUGACAACAACAUAUCAACAACCUAAUCGCACCGUAUUCGAACAGACAUUUUUAGGCUCUCUCUGGGAAGAUAAAAGAGAUCAUUUGAACUUAAAUGAACCAACUGCUGAGACACAUAUACUCCCAAACACUCAAAAUUCUAAAAUACAUCCGAUAGAACACAUUCGAUCGCCGACGAGGACCAUAAAACCAGCUGAUACAAAAGUUUUACAAAAUAAUGAAGUUUUUCAUAGUGUACAAUCAAAUCAUAUUGAAUCACAUCCUCCACAUACAAAAGAUCCAUUCAAUACAUCACAACUACCAGGAUCACCUGGACACGAGCACAAUAAAAUACCAAAACAACAUCAACUCGACCGAAAUCAAACUAUUACAGAUCUACCAAAUCCUAUGGAAACAGUUGAAGCAUGGCUCAGUGGAAGUCAAUUAAAAAACGAUAAAGACAAUGAUGAUGAUGAUGAUAAAGUUGUUAAGAAAAAUGAGAAACUAUCUCAGAAAAAUCGAGAUGAUACACCGAAAAAUGAUAAUAAUCAAGUGAAACACGUCAAUAAAGGCAAGAUAAUAGAUGGCAAAAUUGGUAGUGAAGAAACGAAUCAAAACCCUGAGCAUGUUUGGUCUAUUAAAACAGAUCAAUUGCACACAAUUCAUGCGAAUCGAGAAAAAAAUAAGUCAAAAUCGUUGAACAGACAACCGGUGCUACCACCACAGAAAACAAGUACAAACCAAGUAGUCAAAUCAAAUAGUACCAACAACACUGCACGAGAGAAUGAUGUUGCAUUUAACAUGAGAAAUGACUCGUAUUUUGAUUCAUUAUUUGAUGGUGUGUUCUACCGCAAAAACUCAUUACUUAACCGAAGUAAACUAGCACAACCAACUUCGAAUUCAUACAAUAAGAUAACUGUACCAAAAAACGUUGUUAAACAAACUACUCAAAAGCAACCAAGAACAGAAAAAUAUGAACCACCAUCAUCAAAAAGAAUCAAUCAUGCCUUAAACACAACAUCAUCAUGGAGAAAACAAUUGCGUUCACUCGGCACACUUUUACCAAAUUCGGUGUUACCAUUUUACAUGCAAAAUGAGCUUACUCAUCGAGACUUUAUAAACAAGGAUGAAGACGAAAGAUAUCGUGAAGCUUUGCAAGCAAUUAGAGCAGAGAAAAAAAGAGAACAAGGUCAAGUAAAUGAAACUGCUGUAAAACGAAUGAGUUAUGGUAAUUAUGUUCGAAAUUCAACAAAAGAUGCCCUUUUAUAUAAUGCAGUUACUCCACGCAAAUGGGGAGACUUCAUGGAUGUUAAAAAAGGCAAUGUUUAUGAACUAAGCAAGGAAGAAAAGAAACAACUGUAUCAACAAUCUAAAUCUUACGGUGAAAGAAUUCGAAAUCGUAAUUUUGCCAUCCAUUAUGCUGAAGAAGCAUCGCGAUUAUAUCCGUCAACAUCUCGACCGUCACUUCAAAUAAACAACAAUGAAAUACAGGAGAAUAAUGCCGAAUCUGAAAUUCAACGACCGCAACAAACAAACUCGCGAGCAUCACAUCCUGAUACAGUGAGUCGAACAUCAAUACGUCCAAGUUCCGCAUCGACAACGAAAACAAUUAGAACAAAUAAAACAUUUACAUUUGAUAAAAAUUUAAGAAGUAAAUCGAAACAAAAACAAGUAAAAUCGAACCGUAGUAGUCAAACAUCAUAUUCAAGAAAUCAAUCGUCAGAUCGAUCAACGAUGCGUCCAUCCGAUGAAGAAGAUGAAGACAUGUCUGAUUAUGACAAUAGUAAACGAUUAUCAAGAAGAGAUCUAUAUACACAGAGCAGUAAACGAAAUACAUACGAAAAUUCAUCAAAUCGAAGUCAAGCGAAAAGUACCACAGCAUCAGAAGAGGAAGAGGACGAUCGUGAUACUCAUACACAGAAUGAAGAUAGUGAUGAGAGUCGACCAUUGUUCACUAUGAGAAAUAAAUCUGAAUAUUCAUUUCUACUACCCACCUGGAAGCUACCAGCUGUUGCCACAACAUCCUUCUAUUCAAAACCAUAUAUUCCUAUAUCAUCAGAACCACAAUGGCCAACGUGGAAUAGUACACCUUACAAUUCAAGUUAUGUACCAUCAACAACUUAUAUUCCUAACACUCCAGCGAGAACACGAUACUAUCCACCAUCAAUAUAUCGUUCUAAAACUUAUAGUACUUAUCAAAGUCUACCAGCGGCACGUAAAGAUCAAAUGAUGGAGGCGGAUGGUUUAAAUUUAACGAUUAGUCUACAACCGAAAAAUGAGUAUCAAAUGUCCUCAGUAACUCCCACUAUUAAAAUGACCAAUUUACCGCCUCCACCUCCAGCACAUCAUCGACAAAAUGGGCACCACCAAUAUAAUAAUAAUAAUAAUAAUGACAAUAAUAAUCGACCAUUUGAUAUGAACAACAUGAAUUCCACAACAACAGUCAAACCAAAGCAUGUUCAAAUCUUCGAAAGUGGAUAUACAACAGGUAGAGACACCUCAAAUUCGAAUGGCGUCUAUCCGUAUGCAAGACGCGAAAAUGGUUUUGAGAUGGAUACACCACGUACACCUCGAAAGCAUAAUGAUAACAAAUAUCCAUACCCAAAACAACAACAUGAAGAAUUAGAUGAUAAAAAUAUCCAUGAUAGACAAAAUCUUAAUAUACACGAAUAUUUAUAUGGACUGAGCGUGCCAGAUCCAGGUAGUUACGUGAAUGCAUUUAAAAAUCAACAAAGACGACGCGAAACGGAGAAAUCGGGUAGAAAAUCAGUACUUUCAGAAUAUAAGAAUUUUGAAAAAAAUCGAGGCUUUGGACCAGUAUUCGGUGACAACGAUGUACAAACACAUGAGGAAAAGGUAGAUACAGAAAAAAAGAAAAAAUAUUAUUCAAAAGAUGUUAGAGAAAAAAACUUUGUUAAACUUGUUGAACAGAGAAAUAAUCAAUACGCAACAAAUCAACAUCUCAAAUCGAAGAUAUCCACACCAAAAGCACAACAUGUACGUCAAUACGCUGAUAAAAUUAAAAAACCGCGUAAAUUAAAAUCACUGAGUUUAACAUAUAACAAUGAUGUUGAUGUGUCAAAAAAUUACCCUUUUAUUUUAAUUGACAAUUCUCACAAUUCGAAUUGCUAUGAUUUUUCUUAUUAUAACGAAUGUUAUUUGAAUCAUUUCUCCUUUGAUUCUCUUCAUCGAUGGUAUAAAUGUGAAUUAUGCUUAGCUGAAUUAAAUGCUCUUGAUCAUCUGUUAUCAGUUCAUCAACAAAUGAACUGGUAUUCGACACCUGUGCAUACACAUUUUCAACACAUUGAUUUUGAUAGUAAUGAAUUUUUGAAAAGACGCUCAAGUUCACACAUUGAGAUACCGCGAUUAUACCUUCCAUCAUGGAAUACCUGUCGAAGAUCCGAUACCUCUUUUGCUCGUACUACGUUUGACAUGAAAGUAGGGCCUGAAAUACAAAUACCGACGAUCCAUGAUACUGCCAGUACAAUUGAGUCAAAAAAUAGUACAAAAGAUUUCAUGAUACCACUGUCUAAACUAGAUGUGGAAAAAGAAGGAUAUUUCGAACGUACGAGAUUAGUUAAAAAACAACCAAAUGAUAAAAGGUUAAAAAAACGUCAUCAUGAAACAGCAAACACUAAUAGUUCUACUUCGCUCAAUGGUAAAGUGUCAGGUAAAUUUCAGUUAAGUGAAAAUAAUAUAAAACCAAAUGAAAAGAGUCGAAUUGAUAGAAUAGUACGACAACAACUAAAUAAGGCAAAAGCGUCACAUAGCAGAAAGAGUCAUAUUGUGACAACAGUUAGAAUAACUGAAACAAAACCGGUAACCAUUACAAAACAUCAACAGGACAGGGAAACAACACCACUGACGACAAGACUUCAGAGACUAAAAAAUAACCUUAGAUUAAUAUCAAUCAAAAAUGAUGAUCCAGACAUUCUAAAUGAUGAUAAUACAACGAAACAACGUCUACAGAAUAUAAUUGCUGGUAAAUCAACUGAUGCCAGAUGUCAACAACGAAAUAAUACAGCCAUGACUAUGACCACGCAAUUUACAACUAGUUCUACUGAGAAGAAAGAUAGUACAUCAAAUUUAGAACGACCAUUAACCGCACUUGAGCACCAAACAAGAACAGAAACAACAGCGAUAGUUAAAAAAACAGUUCAUAAAAUAACACGAAUACGCGAUCCAAUAACAGCACGUUUAAUCGUUAUCGAAGAGUAA